CCUAACACCCACAACAGCAGGAAGAAACAAAGACGCUAGAGAGAAAUGACAGGAAAACUCUGUUUUAUGAUACUUCUUUUCACUAUCAUUUCCCUCUCCUCCUCCCUCUCUCUUCCCCUCAUUCACCACCUCUCUCUCUCCUCCCAAAACCGCACCACCGCUGCAAGACUCCGACGACUUGUCCAAAUUUCCAGCCACCGCCUCCAUUACCUAUCAAACUUUCCAGUGAAAAAUUCCAGCCGUAAACCCCAAUCUCAUGUUCCACAAGAAAUGGCACCAGAGAUCCAUGGUGAUAGCUACUUAUACCUGGUUAAUUUCUCCCUAGGAACCCCACCAGUUCAACAGCUUGCCAUUUUAGACACGAGCAGUCCAAUACUAUGGAUACAAUGUGAGCCGUGUGAUCCCUGUUUCUCUCAAUCGGUGCCCAUUUUUUCACCGGAGUCUUCAAAAUCAUUUUCUCCUGUUCAUUGCUCUGAUCCUCUCUGUAAUGGCCUUCUUUGUGACAACAAUACAAACCUUUGCACCUUCUCCUCAUCUUAUGGCCAGAGUGCCACAACCUCUGGCCAAAUUGCCACCGAAACCUUAACUUUCUCAUCUGAUUCUGGCGACCAGCCAGAAUUCUCACCGAAAAUUGCCAUUGGCUGUGGCUUUAGCAACAGGAAUUUCAAAUUUCCUGGUGGAUUUUCCGGCAUAUUUGGCCUAAGCAAUAGUCCCAUUUCCUUUAUCUCACAAUACUACAAAUCAGAAUACCAUCAAUUCUCAUAUUGUUUACUCAGGCUUUUGCUUGAAACCACUGAAACACAAACCAGCCAGCUUAGAUUUGGCAUUGAAGCUAAGCUUUCAGGACCUGAUGUAAGAAGCUUCGAGCUCUUAGACUAUGCAAAUUCACUGUAUUAUCUGAAUUUAACAGAUAUCAGCAUAGGGGACAACCGGUUAGGGAUACCACCUAAGGUGUUUGACAUGGAUUCUGAUAAAAAAGGUGGUUUUGUGAUCGAUUCAGGAGCCACUGUUUCUUAUUUGAGAGAAACGGGUUACUCAUAUUUGAAAGAUGGUAUGGUUUACUGGUUUUCCGGUGCCUGGAAUUUGACACAAAUUGAUGGAAAAAAGUAUAGUUUUGACCUUUGUUGGGAAAUUCCGACUCCAGAAUUUAAUGAGUUUCCUAAUUUGACACUUCAUUUUGGGGAAAAAGAUUGGGAACUGAUGCCGGAAAAUGUGUUUUACGUCGAUAGAAAUGCCAGAAUAUUUUGCAUGGUCAUUUUGGCAUCAGAUAAAAUGUCUAUCUUGGGGACGUAUCAGCAACAAGAUUUUAGGGUUUUAUAUGACAUUUCUGGGAGAAGGGUUUCGGUGCAAAGAGCGAGCUGUGCUGGUGGUGGUUAAGACUGCUUGUUACAGUAUCAUGCUAACAAGAUUUUAGGGUUUUAUAUGACAUUUCUGGGAGAAGGGUUUCGGUGCAAAGAGCGAGCUGUGCUGGUGGUGGUUAAGACUGCUUGUUACAGUAUCAAUCCACUUUGUGUUUUGUUUUGGUGUUCUUUUUUAGACAUAUUCCUCUCCUUUU
Messenger RNA from Amborella trichopoda, 1555 nucleotides. Its product is annotated as aspartic proteinase nepenthesin-1. Gene Ontology annotation, biological process: proteolysis. Gene Ontology annotation, molecular function: aspartic-type endopeptidase activity. Gene Ontology annotation, cellular component: extracellular region. The record is from RefSeq and is a predicted model, not a curated record. Lineage: Eukaryota; Viridiplantae; Streptophyta; Magnoliopsida; Amborellales; Amborellaceae.